Molecule: messenger RNA, 2143 nt
Organism: Aspergillus steynii IBT 23096
Lineage: Eukaryota; Fungi; Ascomycota; Eurotiomycetes; Eurotiales; Aspergillaceae
Exons: 1
Coding region: 269-2128 (619 amino acids)
Source: RefSeq, a predicted model, not a curated record
CGUAAUUUUAAAUCGAGUGUUGCUUUCGAAUAUUCACACAUAACAAAUUCUGCUUCUUUACUUGAUGGAACAUUCAUGCCCUUGUCGAGACCCCCUGCUAGUAUACUGUUCUCGGCGAUUGCAUCACCUUCCGCACGAGAGGUUCUAAUCAAUUCUCCGAUCUCUGCUUGAGCCUAUUGGCUUCCCUCAAACUUUGUGCUCGAUCUUGUCGUUGGUUUCCAAGUGUUGAGCUUUCACUGGACGCCCUGUCUUGCCCAAGCAGCGAGGCAUGUCCUCCAUCUCCGGCAGCCAAUCGUCUCAGUUCCUCCCCCCUCAGUCUGCGCAGCCAUACACAUCCCUGUUUGGAGGUUCCAGCAGUCAAGAUGUACCAGACUUGGAACCGUAUUCCCUUACGCAGCAGGGCGCUGCGUUUGACCCAAAUGAGCUCGAUACCAUCAUGGAAGAUGGGUCCUUGAUCGAGGAAAACGACUUUUCCGAUGACGAUGCUACCUACAAUGAGAGUGGCGAUGAAGGCUCAGACCUAGAUGCUCAGCCAGACCUUCCAACUGCGAAGAGCAGAAAAGACAGAAAGGGCGAUAUCGCGACGACUAGUGCUUCACCGCAGCUCCUCAGCAGCCCGCCAUCUUCACCUUCAUAUCGUCCUAAUCGAUUCCGAGGCCCGGAGUCUACCUGGAGAAAGUUGACGGCCGAGGAUAGGCAGAAUGCACAGGCCUUGGAAGACAUCCGGGCCAGGGACCUCGCAGCUCACUUGUAUAACGCCUAUGCUCUGCGGAUGCGGGCUCGCGAGAUAGCCAGACGAGCAGCUGAGAAUGAUGAAUCAGCAAAUGAAACAGAAGCGUUCGCUCCCCCGAAGCGGUGGGCGCUAUGGCCUUUGCCUGCGAAUGAAGUGCCGCGUGGGAGCGAGCACUUUCGAACAAUAGAGGACGAGGCCUGGACAUGGAAAAUGCCGCCAGACCUUCGGCCGAGUGCAGAACUGGAAGAAUCUGUCGUGGCUGUGAUGAUCAAAUCGGCCAAAGAGAGAUUCUACUCGAGACCUUGGGAAGCUAGGGAUGGAUUUUUUUAUCAAAAGGACGGCGCCGUGUCUGAAGGGGAGACUAAGGUUGAGAGCAUUGGCAUGGACGUGGAUGUGAAGAGUGAACCGGAUACUACAGUUGAACUUCCAAUGCGCCCAGUCGUCCAGGCGGACGACGAUAUGUCGCGACAGCAGCUACGGCCUCUCACGCGAAAUAUAAUUACUCAGUUCGACGACGUCCUCCACGGCCUUCAUCAUGCGCGCAAAGGAGUCAUGGGCGCCGAUGAUAGCUCGGCCAGUGAAUGGCAGACCGAUGCAGAUAGCGUCGUCUCCGGCACUUUCUCACCCAAGAAAAGGCGCUCAGGUGAUCGAAGUCUAUCAAGAGGGAGGAAACGCACACGCAGAUCAUCCCAAGGAUCUCAAUCCAGGCACACUCGAUCGCGGAGCACAUACCAGUCUACGGAACGAUCUGAAUCUCAGGGGGCCUCGAAUUCACGAGGGCGAUCGCUCAGUAGCAAGACUCCACGAUCUGCUAGUCGCAUGCGUCUCGGAGCCCGAGACUGGAGCCAGGUCUUAGGAGUCGCCUCGAUGGUCGGGGUUCCCCCCGCCGUGGUAAUGCGCACGGCACAAAGAUGCGCCGGCCUGUUCGGCGAAGACAUGGCAUUCCAAACAUUCAAAGAGGGAACAUUACAGCAAACACGAGACGACAAGCCGGGCUGGGUAUACGCAGAAAGCGACUCCGAAAAGAGCGAGGCCUCUCUACCAUCACCACCACCGAAGCCCAAACGGGGUCGUCCCCGCACGACGUCCCGGGCAGUAUCCGUUCAGGCUGACUCUAAAUCGCGAGCUACCUCUAGGGCUACAUCUCGCGCUACCUCACGGGCAACCAGCCCUGUCAAUGAUAAUGCCGAGGCGACGAUCGAACCUAAGGGCAAAGGACCCCAUCGCAAGAACGAUCUAAUCUGCCCUAUCAAGAGCUGUCGGCGACACACCAAUGGAUUUUCACGAACAUGGAAUCUCAAUCUUCAUAUGAAGCGCGUCCAUCCGGGGUAUCGUUCCAGAAGCACUGGUGCCAGAAGCUCUGCCUCGGUGCGCGGCGAAGAAGACGAGGAAUGAAGCAGGUCUCUAUUU